AUGUCGGCGCCGUGCCCGCGCCUGCCCGCCGCCGGGUCAGCACCGGCGGAGGCGGACAGCGCCGGCGGCAUGGAGCCGCCCGCCGCCGCCGCCGCCGCCGGGGCCGCCGCCCUGGAGCUGGCCCUGGAGGAGGAGCUGGCGCUGCUGGCCGCCGCCGGGGAACCGCCGGAGCCGCCGCCCGCCGCCGCCACCCGCGACCCCGAGCUGCUGUCGCUGAUCCGGCAGAAGGAGAAGGACCUGGUGCUGGCGGCGCGGCUGGGCAAGGCGCUGCUGGAGCGCAACCAGGACAUGAGCCGCCAGUACGAGAGGAUGCACAAGGAGCUCACCGACAAGCUGGAGCACCUGGAACAAGAGAAGCAUGAACUGCGGAGGCGGUUUGAAAACAAGGAAGGAGAAUGGGAAGGAAGGGUGUCUGAGCUGGAAAGCGACGUGAAGCAGCUGCAGGACGAGCUGGAGAGGCAGCAGGUUCACCUGCGGGAAGCUGACCGUGAGAAGACACGGGCUGUCCAGGAACUCUCCGAACAGAACCAAAGACUUCUGGACCAGCUCAGCAGGGCAUCCGAGGUGGAGCGGCAGCUCUCCCUGCAGGUCCACACGCUCCGGGAGGACUUUCGGGAGAAGAACUCCUCCAGCAGCCAACACAUCGUGCGGCUCGAGAGCCUCCAGGCUGAGCAGGUCCUUGAAAUCAAAAUGCUGACAGACAGAAAACGUGAGCUGGAGCAUCGCCUCAGUGCCAUGAUGGAGGAGAACGACCUGCUGCAGGGAACGGUGGAGGAGCUGCAGGACCGAGUCCUCAUCCUGGAGAGACAAAGCCAUGACAAGGACCUGCAGCUGCACCAAAGCCAGUUGGAGCUCCAGGAGGUGCGGCUGUCCUACCGGCAGCUGCAGGGGAAGGUGGAAGAGCUCAGCGAGGAGAGAAGUCUCCAAAAUUUCAACACAACCAGCACAUCGCUGCUGUCUGAGAUAGAGCAGAGCAUGGAGGCAGAGGAGCUGGAACAAGAACGAGAACAGCUGAGGCUGCAGCUCUGGGAGGCAUAUUGCCAAGUGCGGUACCUCUGCUCCCAUCUCAGAGGAAAUGACAGCGCAGACUCCGCCGUCUCCACGGACUCCUCCAUGGAUGAGUCUUCAGAAACCUCAUCAGCCAAAGAUGUCCCGGCCGGCAGCCUACGGGCAGCUCUCAGCGAGCUGAAAAGACUGAUACAAAACGUGCUGGAUGGGGCAGAUUCCACGAGCUCUCGGCGGAGCGACGAUGACUCCUUGGAGGAACAGAUCAGGAGAACAAGUGAGGACUCGCGAGCCCUGAGGGAGUUAAUGGAGGGAGAACGGGGGAAACUGAGGCAAAGUCUGGAGGAGCUGCAGCGGCUGCACAGCCAGGUCACACUGCUGAGCGUGGAGAUGACAACACUGAAGGAGGAGCGGGACCGGCUGCGGGGCGCUGCAGAAGACAAGGAGACGAGCGAACGGCUCCUGCAGGCCAUCCGGGAUCGGGACGAGGCCAUCGCCAAGAAGAACGCUGUGGAGGUGGAGCUGGCCAAGUGCAAGAUUGACAUGAUGUCCCUCAACAGCCAGUUGCUGGAUGCCAUCCAGCAGAAGGUGAACCUCUCGCAGCAGCUGGAGGCCUGGCAGGAUGACAUGCACAGGGUCAUUGACCAGCAGCUGAUGGACAAACACCCGAAGGAAUGGAGCCAGCUUGCUUAUUCCUUCUCCAGUGGCUACGUGGCAAAGCAGAGUGCCAGACCCUCCCCUGUGCUCCGGCCAGAGCCACAGGGGGACGAGCCCAGCGGGGCAGAAGGGCACCGUCUCUUUUCCUUUUUCAAGAAAAAUUAACUUGAAAAAGAGAAACCUCUCCAGCCACUCUUGCUUCGAGAUGGGGAGGAGGCAGCUGCCCAGCUUGCUGAUGGACCCAACACUGAUCCACCAGGAAUAAGAAGGGGCAAAGGAGUUAACCUUGAGACUCUGCACUACUAACGCCGCACCUGGUCUGAACCAAAUGUUUACAUGAGUUGGAAUUCUGCAGAUUGACAUUGUGCUACUGAUAGAAAGCAACUUUUUCUUAUUCUUCAAGUGAAGCUAUGAACUUCAGGGUAUAUUUUAGGCGCUUUGACACAGUUUAGUUUCUGCUGUGAAGAAUAAUCCGAUUGAUCGUCUUAAAAGCAUUCUGAUGCUGGAGAAGGAAAUAAGCAGCCCCAAGACAAAGCAGAACAGGGGAUUGGGAACUGCCAUCACAGCGAGUGCAGGGGGAAGAAGAGAGCCCAGUGCAAGAGAAGAGAGGCGGCCCUCACACAGCUCUCCAGGCCUGGCAGCUGAUGUCCUUCAUCCAUCCCACUGGGAGCAGAGCUGCUCUGGCUGCAGCAUUGCCAUGUUGUGGGAAGACGAACCCUCACUGCACGUCCUACCUGGGUGCCGCCUGUGCCCGUGGCUCUGCGGAGCUGCUCAUCCCUUGCUGGGAACCCAGGCUCCUUGCAGGUCAGGGCAGAUGAAGGUUUGUGUCUUCUUCCAUCUCUCAGAAGAGUUGCAGAGACUGUAGGUGCACAAAAACGUUAAGGACUUCUCCCCAUCCCUAAUGGCCAUCUACAGCAGAUUACAAACUGAAUAGCGUUGUGGACGUUCAGUCCUGAGGUCCUCCAAAGGUCAAAGGUAGAUGUGGAACUUCAGCACAUCACACGCACCUUUCCCCCAAAGCCAUGUAUCCCUCCCAAACUGAGUAAGAAACCUGUUAUUGUAACAGGAUACCCUCCCACCCGCCCAGAAAACCCACUAACAACUCACCGAGAUCCUGUCCAUAAUGAAAUCAAUGCUAGGUUGGCAGGUGUGAUCCUUAGGAAACACACAGGCACCUUCCUUCGCUAAAGCCCCAGGCAAUUAGGGCAUCUGCAGAGCUCUGGGGAUCCGGCAGCUGGCUCUUUGGCCCACACAGUACCAUCAGCUGUGACCAGAUGGGAACAAUGAGGAUUUAUCCUGCCCAUAAGUCAUUUCCCACUCAGCCCCUCAGCCAGCAGGCAGCCAGAUCUCCUUUUAACCAAAGGUGAUCAAAGCCUGCUUUGCUGCAACCAAGACUUGACCAACAAGAAGGAAAAUAGCGUUUUUGGUGUAUGCACACAGUGGUGCUGGAAACCCUGCAAUACAUUUCCCUAUGCACCGGAUGGGCACCUCAGAGCUCUACCCUUUAGUAGAGUCUGCCUUCAUGAGACAGCGAAGCAGCCAGGCCAAGCUCAGAGUCAUCCUGCCUCCACCGUGCCAUUUUCACAUGUUAUCCCAGCUCACAAUGCCCACAGUCCCCAAUUUGUUUCCAUGCUGCUUCAAGGAGGCUCCCAUCUGGAACCAGGAACAUGCUCAGCUCUGCCUUGCUCAGCACAGGUGCUAAAACACCUUCUUAAGGGGAGCUGCUCCAUAUUUACAGUCACAGGCUUGCUGCUAGAAUUAGCUAUCCAACA
This is a messenger RNA of Coturnix japonica (Japanese quail), 3434 nucleotides long. The record is from RefSeq and is a predicted model, not a curated record. NCBI's taxonomy places the organism in Eukaryota, Metazoa, Chordata, Aves, Galliformes, Phasianidae.